This is a messenger RNA of Carica papaya (papaya), 4614 nucleotides long. RefSeq names its product pleiotropic drug resistance 3 (gene ABCG31). Gene Ontology annotation, cellular component: membrane. Lineage: Eukaryota; Viridiplantae; Streptophyta; Magnoliopsida; Brassicales; Caricaceae. Gene Ontology annotation, molecular function: ATP binding; ATP hydrolysis activity; ABC-type transporter activity. The record is from RefSeq and is a predicted model, not a curated record.
AAAUAAAGUCUGUCAAGGAAACAAACACUCUCUCUGUUUCGCUACAAAAGAGAAGCGCCAAACAGAUGGCUUUAAGCUGAUUGAUAUUGUGUGUUGUUUCUGUAGAUUGAGAAUUCUCGUCUUUCAUCGGACGAGACUACUGGAAUACAGGGCGAGGAAGAGUAGGCCAAAAUGGCUGCAGCGUCGAACGGGAGUGAAUACUUUGAGUUCGAGAUAGACGCCCAGUCGGAAUCAUUCGGGAGGCCAUCGAACGCAGAGACGGUGGAGGAGGAUGAGGAGGAGCUAAAAUGGGCCGCGAUUUCUAGGAUUCCGUCGAAUAAGCGAGGUAAUUUCGCUCUCUUGAGGAGGUCAGGGUCUGAGCGCGAUCCACAAGGGACUACUGCCAUGACCGAGACCAUCGACGUUACGAAACUCUCACGCAGAAGCAGGGAGCUCGUCCUGAAGAAAGCUUUCGCUACCAAUGAGCAGGAUAAUUACCGUCUCCUCUCUGCAAUCAAAGAGCGUCUCGAUAGGGUCGGAUUGGAGGUGCCAAAAAUCGAAGUGAGAUUUGAGAACUUGAGAAUCGAAGCCGACGUUCAAACUGGCACGAGAGCUUUGCCGACAUUAAUUAACGUUUCUCGUGACUUCUUUGAGAAACUACUGACUAAAUUAAGAGUAUUUCAACCUAAGAGAUAUAAGUUAACCAUUUUGAAUGAGAUCAGUGGUGUGAUCAAACCGGGAAGGAUGACUUUACUUUUAGGACCUCCAGGCUCUGGCAAAUCUACCUUGCUUUUAGCCCUCUCGGGGAAACUUGACAAGAACUUGAAGACAACUGGGAAUGUUAUCUACAACGGAGAAACACUUGACAACUUUCGCGUUCAAAGAACUGCUGCAUACAUUAGCCAAACAGAUAAUCAUAUUGCAGAGCUUACUGUACGAGAAACAUUCGAUUUUGCCGCUAGAUGUCAAGGUGCAAGUGAAGGCUUCGCAGGAUAUAUGAAAGACCUGACGCGUCUUGAGAAGCAAAGAAAUAUACGCCCAAGUCCUGAAAUUGAUGCUUUUAUGAAGGCAUCAUCCAUCGGUGGCAAAAAGCACAGUAUUUCGACGGAUUAUGUCAUAAAAUUGCUUGGACUCGAUAUUUGUUCAGAUACGAUGGUUGGUAACGAAAUGCUCAGGGGUGUCUCAGGUGGUCAAAGAAAAAGAGUAACCACAGGAGAAAUGAUCGUUGGGCCAAGAAAAACACUCUUUAUGGAUGAAAUCUCCACUGGACUUGAUAGCUCGACAACUUUCCAGAUAGUGAAAUGUGUAAGGAACUUUGUUCAUCAAAUGGAGGCAACUGUUCUGAUGGCUCUUCUUCAACCUGCCCCAGAAACAUUUGACCUAUUUGAUGAUAUCGUGCUAUUAUCCGAAGGUCAUGUGAUGUAUCAAGGUCCUCGAGCCGAAGUCUUAGAAUUCUUUGAGUCAUUAGGAUUUCGAAUUCCCGCGCGUAAAGGCGUAGCUGAUUUUCUUCAAGAGGUGACCUCCAAAAAGGAUCAAGCUCAGUACUGGGCUGAUCCUUCCAAGCCCUAUGUAUUCCUUCCCGCUUCCGAAAUCGCCAGUGCAUUCAAGAGAUCCAAGUUUGGAAGGGCACUGGAGUCCACUGUUUCUGUUCCAUAUGAUAAAUCUAAAGGUCAUCCUUCAGCUUUGAGCAGAACAAAAUUUGCUGUAUCAAGUUGGGAAAACUUUAAAGCAUGCUUUGAACGAGAAAUACUUCUGAUCCGCAGGCAUAGCUUUCUUUAUAUUUUCAGGACAUGCCAGGUUGCAUUUGUUGGAUUCGUAACAUGUACAACCUUCGUACGAACAAGACUUCACCCCACAGAUGAGGCAAAUGGCAGCCGCUAUCUCUCUUGCCUGUUUUUUGGGCUUGUGCAUAUGAUGUUCAAUGGUUUUUCUGAGCUUCCAAUUACGAUAUCUCGACUCCCAGUUUUCUACAAGCAAAGAGAUAAUUUAUUUCAUCCUGCCUGGUCAUGGUCCCUUGCCAGUUGGAUUCUGCGUGUGCCAUACUCCAUUAUAGAAGCGGUUGUAUGGUCUUGUGUUGUGUACUAUACUGUUGGUUUCGCUCCUGCUGCUGGCAGGUUUUUUCGUUACAUGUUCUUACUUUUUUCAAUGCACCAAAUGGCGUUGGGUCUCUUCCGUAUGAUGGCUGCAGUUGCAAGAGACAUGGUCGUUGCUAAUACAUUUGGGUCAGCUGCCCUAUUAGCCAUAUUCUUACUGGGUGGAUUUAUCAUUCCAAGAGCGAGUAUCAAACCAUGGUGGGUUUGGGCAUUUUGGAUCUCUCCACUAUCCUAUGCGCAACGUGCAAUUUCCGUCAAUGAAUUUACCGCUACAAGAUGGAUGGAGAGAUCUGCGAUCGGGAAUGACACAGUUGGUAACAAUGUUCUCCAUUUAUUUAGCUUGCCCACCAGUGACAAUUGGUAUUGGAUUGGCGUUGGUGUAAUGUUUGUUUAUGCAAUACUUUUUAACAACAUUGUGACCUUGGCCCUGGCUUACCUUAACCCCCUUAGGAAAGCAAAAUCAGUUGUUCCAGUUGAUACCGUGGAAGAAAAUGGGGAGACUGUGGGCACACAGGAAUUAUGUCAGACCUGUGCUCAGAAAGGUGUUAGGAAAAAGGGAAUGAUCCUUCCAUUUCAACCAUUGGCAAUGACUUUCCAUAAUGUUAAUUACUUUGUCGAUAUGCCAAAGCACAUGCGUUCACAAGGUAUAACGGAGACGAAGUUGCAACUUCUCUCGAAUGUCAGUGGGGUAUUCUCACCAGGUGUUCUGACUGCAUUAGUGGGAUCAAGUGGAGCAGGGAAGACAACAUUAAUGGAUGUGCUUGCCGGCCGCAAAACAGGUGGAUACAUAGAGGGGGAUAUUUCAAUAUCAGGUUAUCCGAAAGAACAACGCACGUUUGCCAGAAUUUCAGGAUAUGUAGAACAAAAUGAUAUACACUCUCCGCAGGUGACCGUUGAGGAGUCUCUUUGGUUUUCUUCCUCUCUCCGCCUUCCAAAAGAAAUUAGCAAAGAGCAAAAACGAGACUUUGUUGAAGAAGUGAUGAAACUGGUAGAGCUUGACACUCUAAGACAUGCUCUGGUUGGUUUGCCAGGCAGCAGUGGCUUGUCAACAGAGCAGAGAAAACGUUUAACGAUUGCUGUGGAGCUUGUUGCAAAUCCUGCUAUUAUUUUUAUGGAUGAGCCUACAUCUGGACUUGAUGCAAGAGCAGCAGCCAUUGUGAUGCGGACUGUUCGUAACACUGUUGAUACUGGGAGAACCGUGGUUUGCACUAUUCAUCAACCGAGUAUUGACAUAUUUGAAGCGUUUGAUGAGCUACUUCUUAUGAAGCGAGGAGGACGAGUUAUAUAUGGAGGGAAGCUUGGUGUGAAUUCACAGAUUAUGAUAAAUUAUUUCCAGGGGAUCAAUGGAGUUUCACCCAUUCCUGAUGGUUACAAUCCAGCGACAUGGAUGCUUGAAGUAACUACGCCAGCUGUUGAAGAAAAACUUGGGGUAGACUUUGCAGAGAUAUACCAGCAAUCAGAGCAAUACAGGGAGGUAGAAGCUUCCAUUCAGCGUCUUAGUAUUCCAUCUGAUGGCUCAGAGCCUUUACAUUUCGAUACAACAUUUUCACAAGAUCAGAUAUCUCAAUUUUUGAUUUGCCUUUGGAAACAAAAUCUUGUUUAUUGGAGAAGUCCACAAUACAAUGUCGUGAGAAUAUGUUUUACUACUGUUAGCGCAUUGAUAAUUGGCUCAGUAUUUUGGGAUAUUGGUUCAGAAAGGGGCUCUACUCGAAGCUUGCUUAUGGUUAUGGGAGCUCUUUAUUCUUCAUGUUUAUUUCUGGGUGUGAGUAAUGCAUCUUCUGUACAACCUAUUGUUUCAAUUGAAAGAACAGUAUUUUAUAGAGAGAAAGCAGCCGGAAUGUAUUCUCCUAUUCCUUAUGCAUUGGCCCAAGGUCUAGUGGAGAUCCCCUACAUUGCCACACAGACAAUUUUGUACGGAAUCAUCACAUAUUUUAUGAUCAAUUUUGAAAGGACAGCUAGAAAAUUUUUCCUCUACCUUGUUUUCAUGUUCCUGACCUUCACCUACUUCACCUUUUACGGAAUGAUGGCUGUUGGUCUCACGCCUAAUCAACACUUGGCAGCCGUCAUUUCUUCUGCCUUUUACUCAUUGUGGAAUCUUCUCUCAGGAUUUCUUCUCCCAAAACCACAUAUACCCGGAUGGUGGCUUUGGUUCUAUUAUAUUUGCCCUGUUGCAUGGACUCUACGGGGAAUCAUCACCUCCCAGCUCGGUGAUAUAGAAACAAUGAUUAUAGAACCUGGGUUUCAAGGAACCGUGAAGGAGUAUUUGGAGGUAAGUCUGGGAUACAGUCCUGGCAUGAUUGGAGCCUCAGCAGGAGCACUCCUCGGCUUCUGUAUCGCCUUCUUCGGAAUAUUUGCGCUCUCCGUUAGAUUCCUCAAUUUCCAGAGAAGAUAAUUCCUGAAUUAAUCUUCUCUUUUUAAACAACAGAAGAUUUCUCAACUUGGCUUUCGCUACUUGCAGAAGAACAUUAUUUAGACCAACAUUUAUCAUCAACUAUACACAUUUAAAAUAAAAAACAUUACCCUAGAAUCUGAGUUGGUGCCA